AAAUUUUAAUAUAUAUUCAAUUAAGCUUUCCUUCUAAAUUUCAUUCGUUCCUUCCAAUUUCUCUCAGAUCUUCAUCUUCCUCUUGAAUGGUAGAAACCCUUUUCCUCUUCGAAUUCAUGCGCUCCCUUUCUCCAUCAACAAGGGCAAGCGCUUUCUCCUUCGCUUCUUGCAUGCAAGGUUGGCAUUAUCGCUGCCUCGGCCUCGAUCCCUAAUUCACCAAACCCUAAUUUCAAUUACAUUUUUCCAUAUUCUUUCGUUUUUUCUUCAAAUUCUUUACCAAAUUCAACGUUCCAUUGCCUCAAUUUCACGUUUAUAGCUUCUCAGUAAUCGAUUGAUAAUACGAACACGAUGUUGAUGAACAAGCAGAAGAAGACUCAGAUCACGAACAACAACAAGAGAAGGUUGUUGAUUAGCAUCAAUGUGAUGGGAAGUGCUGGACCAAUUCGAUUUGUUGUCAAUGAAGAGGAGCUUGUUGCGGCGGUUAUUGAAACUACGCUAAAGUCUUAUGCACGUGAAGGUCGAUUACCUGUUUUGGGGAGUGAUAACAACGCUUUCUGUCUUUAUUGUCCUCUUCUUGGAUCUGCUGUUUUGAGUCCAUGGGAUAAAAUUGGAUCACAUGGAGCUCGGAAUUUUGUGCUAUGCAAGAAUCCACAAGCUACAAAUGAGGCAGCUGAUGGUGGAAGUGGGACUACAUCACUUUCACGCAGGGGAAGUGGUAGUUGGAGGGCUUGGUUCAACAAAUCCCUCAACCUGAAAGUUUCUUCCCAUUAAUCAAUCAAAUUGAGAUUGUUGGGUGUCAAACAUUUGCUUCAAUGUUCUAUAUAUUUGAUUUGGAUACAUUCUAUGAUCCGUCUUGGUUGCGUUUGUUUCUAGGUUGUGUCUGUUUGCGGUAGCCAGAGACACAACAGCUUUGAAUUCUGUCCUGAAUAAAGUAUUUCCAAUGUAUUUGGUGAUGCACAGUUUUUGAUGAAAUACAAUUGAUGUUUUGCAUUUUGCUAACUUUUGGUUUGAAACUUCAUUAUUGUC
Messenger RNA from Cicer arietinum (chickpea), 1026 nucleotides. RefSeq lists its product as uncharacterized. The record is from RefSeq and is a predicted model, not a curated record. Lineage: Eukaryota; Viridiplantae; Streptophyta; Magnoliopsida; Fabales; Fabaceae.